UGACAGCCGAUUAAAGAAAAGGGUAAAUUUUUCUAUCGCUAGGUGGCAGCAGCGUCCAAGACUAGCAGAAGCAGCGUAAACAAUUAUGGCAGGAAAAACUGUUGUUAUAGGAGGUGGAAGCGGUUUCAUUGGUACAGCUUUAUCAAGCCUUUUACGACAUUGCGGAUAUGAUGUCGUAAUUGUAUCCAGGGUUCCAGGGGCAUUUAGCACAACAUGGAGUGAUCUCGAGCGCCAUGGCUUACCCAAGAACACCACAGCAGUCAUAAGUCUUGCUGGUCAGAACAUCUUGGAUUUUAAACGGAAAUGGAAUCCUGGCUUUCAGCAAACUGUCCGUGCCAGCAGGAUAAACACCAGUCACAGCUUGGCGAUGGCUAUUCAGAGAGCUGAGAUAAAGCCUAGCGUUUAUGUCUCAACUUCUGGCGUUGGAUAUUAUCCACCUCAUCCAAGUAAAGAGUACACAGAGUAUUCUGCUGGGGGCAAAGGUGAUUAUUUUGCCGAGCUGUGUACCGACUGGGAAUCGGCAGCAAAACUGCCAGCCGAAGUCGGUGUUCGCCAAGUUACCAUCCGCUCAGGAGUGGUUCUUGGCAGACGAGGAGGGAUGAUUGCGCAACUAUACUUUCCGUUUUUCUUCGGUGUGGGAGGACCUGUCGGUUCUGGCCAACAGUAUUUGCCGUGGAUUCACCUCCACGACAUCGCCAGACUCUUUCUCCACGCCAUAGAAAAUGAGCAAGUCGAGGGUGUCCUCAACGGAGUUUCUCCCAACCUCAUUACGUCGAAAGAGUUCGCCAGAGCCUUUGGUGCGAGCCUUUGGCGGCCAGCAGUCAUUCCUCUACCCGAGUUUGUCUGCAACAUUCUUCUAGGUCCCGAACGUGCCCGAAUGCUGACUGAAGGUCAAAAAGUUAUACCCAAAAGAACGUUAGAUUCAGGCUUCGUGUAUAAAUUUCCCGACAUUCGUUCAGCUUGUCAAGAAUUUUGCCCCUUGGUCUACACAGAUGAUAUGGAUCCUGCAAAUAUUUCACGUUGACAUCCAACCUGCACACAUGUGAUCAAUUAGUCUUGAGUUUGUAAAGCGCAAAUGAGUUAUAUACCAUCCGAAAAAAUCCCGUUUCAGCGAGUUAUUUAUCUCUUCUCAAUUGCUGCAUAAUAAUGUCAGCGAAUUUGUACGCGCAUAAAAUUUAGUGCUUGGAAAAAUGUUCCAAGAACCGCCAUUUUAAAAGGGUUUUUGAGUGAUGGCAACUCUGAGUGGCUGGAAAACGUUCAAAAGUUAUGCUAAUAUGGCAACGAGCAAAUCGCUGAAGCAAAUCGUCAACUGGCGGGAAAUAUUCCAGUUAUUUUCCCUCUCGUCUGUGUUGUUCAUGGCACAUGGCGAAUCGAAUAACUUUCCUCCGAUAUCGCUCUUGUCCUGAUUACGUUAUCGCUUCCACGAACACGAGAGAUGUUUAUUUAUUCUUUGAAACACCUGCUGCGGGUGUCUUCGCAUCCACUUAAUCUUUCGACUGACUGAGAAACAUUAUUCGUUGAUGUUGCCGUUUCUUUACAGAAGAAAACAUGACAGUUCAACUUCAAUCAAUGUGAGAUUUCACCAAGUGGAAACAGCACAUGGCUAUAUCUUGUCUCAACUGGAAAAGAAGAGAUUGCUGAGUUCUGCAGGUUUCUGAUUUCCCCAGCUGCUGAUGACCGCUUUCAUCCAGACUUGUGGUGGAGAAAGAUAAUCUCCCGACCGUCCGGCUGAAAAGGAGCUGCCGAAAAGUGUCAAUAAUCACCUGGAGAUUAUUCCGUGUGUGCGUGUCUGGUUCAAUCCGAGUGAGUGAGAGUCCUAUUGAUCUAUCGCAGGAGCGGAUAGUAUAGUCUGAUUUGUUACAAGUGUGAUGGAUGAGGAUGAAGCCAGCCAAGCGGCCUAUUGUUUGCUGGCCAUGUCAAGAGGCACCACCGCCAGUUCCAGUUCCAGCGAUCGACUCGGAUGCAAAGGUGAUUCAGCCUUGAGCGCAGCUUUAGGCCAUCAGACAGUGAUGGAGGAGCUAGCAACCAGCAGCAACAGCCCUUAUUCCACCGUGGCGGCUAUUGCUAUUCCAGCUGCUGCCGAUACUACUGCUGCUGCUGCUCAAACAAGUUCAAACAGGAAUGCUGGUGUUGUUGUUGCUGCCGCUGCCGCCGCCAUACAACCAGAGUCGCCGUUCAUGAUCGCCCGCAUUCUGACGGAUCUCACCCGCGUGCGUCAGGAUCUUUUCAGCGUUGAGCCCUUACAACAACCUCAAAUGCCUCCGUCCGCUUCCUGCAAGCCAUCCGGCCAGCGAAAUCAGAAUGCAGUACAGGGAGGCAGCGGCAGUAGUAAAUUGCACCAUUGUUCGUAUCCGGCAUGUGAACGGACCUACGGGAAGAGUUCCCAUCUCAAAGCUCACAUGAGAACUCACACCGGUGAACGCCCAUUCGGAUGCACCUGGCCGAGUUGCGAUAAGAGAUUCGCCCGGUCGGACGAGUUGGCCCGUCACAUCAGAACACAUACGGGUGAAAAGCGAUUCACUUGCUCCGUGUGCCAAAAGAAAUUUACACGAUCAGAUCACCUCAGCAAACAUGUGCGGAGACAUUCAAAGAUGGACGAAGGAUCGCCGAAGAGCCGGCGCAUCAAACCAGCGGAUAACAAGAUGAUCAUCAGCGUAAGCCCAACGGCGUCGCUCGAUUCCAGCGAUGGAUGCAGCACAAAUCAAUCGUUCGUUUCUUACAGUUCCGAGAAGGAUGCGACUAGGUAGAAAUGACGUGUGCCAAAGCAUCAAAUACUUUUAAAUCAUAAUUCGAUCAAAUUUCGAUUCUAAAUGUAUUCAGGAUUUUUAAUUGUUAUUUCGCCUCAUUUCGGUACAAGGUUUUUCAAAACAUUAACUAACUAAGAUUUCGUGUUUACCUCGACUGUUUUUCCCAUUUGUUUCUCUCGUUUUCUUAUAUAAUUGGUCGUAUUUUUUAAAAUGGUGAAAUUGUAAUAUUAGUUUAAGCAGUUGGAGUCUAACGAAAGCAAACUGCGUUGCUUCUGGUGAGAAUACAUCCGAUUUUUCUUAAAA
Daphnia pulex (common water flea) is the source of this 3050-nucleotide messenger RNA. Its product is annotated as epimerase family protein SDR39U1-like. Lineage: Eukaryota; Metazoa; Arthropoda; Branchiopoda; Diplostraca; Daphniidae. The transcript has 8 exons. The coding region runs from base 86 to 1024 and encodes 312 amino acids. The record is from RefSeq and is a predicted model, not a curated record.